GGUUCUUUCCCCACUGCCUUGAGUGAACGACCAAUAUAUAGGUUCCGAUUUUCAACGGAGAAUGUUAGUGGCGCAGCGUAGAACCAUGAGAUCAAAACUAUUGUAGAUAUAGGUUCAAGGUCUUAAUUGACUGUUUUAGAAGAAAUAACGCAAUUUGUGUUAAACAGUCAUGAUUGUUUUGUGGAUGGCUGUUUCUCACCUCUUUGGAUUAUGUACUCAGGCUUUUUAUGAGACUUGGUAGUCUUCUGUCCUUUGACUACAGUGGAGAAAAAGGGAGGCACAUGAUGAAAAGCGCGGGGUUGUUACUCGGUUACUUUUUGGUGAAAGUUCUUGUGUGCAACGCGGAGGGGGAGCCAGGGCAGAAACUUGACGGCUUUACUAUGGUCAACGACUCGAAAGAUGGCGAGAAUAGCAUCGCUGAAGUCCCACACAAAGAAGGCAGGUGCAGCGGUUACUACGACGUUAUGGGUCAGUGGGACCCUCCCUUCAACUGCACCACGGGCAGUUACCUGUACUGCUGCGGGACCUGUGGUUUUAGAUUCUGCUGCGAAUACAAAAUCUCGCGGCUAGACCAAACAACCUGCAAAAAUUACGACACUCCACAGUGGCUGAAGACCGGCAAACCCCCGUCCAAAAGGAACGACCUUACACACGACCCCACUAAGGAUAAGACUAAUUUGAUUGUGUAUAUAGUGUGUGGUGUCGUGGCUAUUAUGGCACUCGUUGGGAUCUUCACGAAAUUAGGACUAGAGAAGGCGCACCGACCACACAGAGAAAACAUGUCCAGAGCUCUUGCCCAGGUGAUGCGCCAGCCUGCCCCAGGAGAACACUCAGAAGGCAUUGGAGUACAUGGCCAGCACUAUGACACCAUGCAAGUCAGCAGACCACAAAUCACUAAUCAACAGAGCAACCAGAUGAACAGCAUGGGCUCAGGAUCAGCUAUGAUGGCAGGCUUAACCCCACCACACCCUUACCCUCCCAUUGGACAGCUCACCCACCCCUAUGAGCAACAGCAACCUGGCAAGGAGAUCAACAAAUAUGCCUCCCUAAAGGCUGUUGCGGAGAAGUCAAAUGAGAACUUCUACACCAACCGGCGGCACAUGGUGGAGAUGACGGCCAAGGGCAGCCUCCCCAUGCAGCCGGUCCGAGUGGAGCCUGAGCCCAGCAACCCUUACAGUCCACCGCCGCAGCCUUCCCUCAAGCAGAACGGACACAAGUCCAAAGGCAACAAGACCCACAGCUCCCACACCCUGGCCUACAGCUCCAACACCAUCGGCGCCUCAGGCAUGUUUAAGGGCUGGGACGGCACAGAGACCCUGGGGCGGCGGCAGACCUAUGACCCUAAGAAACACUGCACCGUGGAGCAGGUGAACGAGAUGCACACCCUGCGCAGCCAGCACUAUCUGCCCCCGCAACCCUACUUUGUCACCAACAGCAAGACAGAAGUGACUGUGUGAUAGGGCCCAACUACCCCUACCACUAGCAUCGCAGCUGCAAGACAGGGAGCAGGGGAAAUAACAGACACAAAACCGAGGGGUUGGUCAAGAGGCGGAAGAAGAAUUGCAGAGUUUGACUCUGACCCUCUUUUUAGGGAGUCAAUUGUGUCUUUGUGCGUGACUCUGCAUGUGAUUGCCAUGUAUGAAAGUCCUGCAGAAAGGUGAGAGUGACUACAGAAACAUACAGUGCUUCACACCUCAAAGGGUUAUUUAAAUAAUCACUGUACUGCUGAUUAUAAUGCAAUCAAUAAUCACAUCAAGUCUGACUAAACCAGUGAGCAGAGAAGUCUAACCUCUGAUCAUUCAAAUUACCAUUCAGGCUACAAAUGUCAUUAUUUAAUGACAUCUCAGCGGGCUUGUAUGUCCGAAUUAUGUUGACCAUAUCGAAUGAUUCAAUGGGACUACAGUAUAUCUGAACACAGUUUAGAGUUUUGGGUUAAUCGAUUGUUGAAGAAAGGUUCCUCAUACAUUUUGUAUAUACUGUAAUGAGAGAGUUAUUCAGCACUUCAUCUAAAAGCAAGCUCAUGUAUGUCAGAGACAGGGAUGACGUUGCAAAACAGUGAUAACUCCAUAUCUAUACCAACAGCAUAGUCGUUCAUUUAGAGCUAAUGAAACAAGUCUUUACCAAACUGGUUCUGUGGUGUUCUUAUACACUGCACUCUCACUGAAGUUAGGGACUGUGCCUUUUUAAAAGAGGAUUCAAUACUGUUCGUAUCAAAUAGCUCUUAGAAACAUUCCUUAAAAGACCUUCUGGACAUGAGGAUAAAUGAAUGCUCCAUCUUAAUCAAGCAUGUCCAAUUUCAACUUUCUUAUAUCAGUAAUGGUGUGGAUAAUGUGCAUUUUUCUUAAUUCAGCAAUGCAUUGUUGGUAUUAUCCUUGCCCUGAAACUAAACCUAACUCCCUAAAGUCACUGCCAGUAACUUAGCUAAUAAUGUGUUUUUUAAAAUAUUCUUCAGCAGAUAAAGUAGCAUAGAUCAAUGUUCAACCAGGGUACAAUGGACUCUCAUUUGACGGUGCCAUCAAGUAUUCGAUUAUCCUACAGUAGAGGAUGUCCAAGAGAUUCAGCUGUGUCUGUUGAGAGACCAGAGCUAACCGUAGAGAGGAGAAUUUGAUGUAGAAUGAUAUGAAACUCAGGAUGAAGAAAGAAAUUAUCUCAUUUCAUGUCCCCUUCUAAUCCUUUUGUUUUAACAUACAUAGUGAAACAAAUGUCCCAAAUGGUGUAUCAUUAAAUAUAAUUCAGUUUAGUAAUAUUCAGUGUUAAAUAAUAAUAUUAAGUGUUAACUAUUAUACUGUUAAAAUUAACGGAUAAUAGUGAAGGAAAAGAUGAUUUUUGUGUUUUUACACAUAGGAAGGAUAACUACAAAUGGAAUAAUGUUUAUGAUACAUGCUUGUCUCUGAUUGGUCAGAUUAUGUUUGAGUCCCAAAUCUCUUCAAAGUCGACUGCCACUCUACAAACAAUGCCCUUACUCUCAUUAGGAAGAACAUUUUGGAGUUAAGUGGGCUAGUUGUGCGUCAUCAAAUAAAAACUGAAACUAUUUCAUAAAAUGCCUCAUUCUGGGAAGCCCACAUGAGCAUAAUGCAUUAACAGUUGAGAUGCCCGCCUAGCUUACCAAAAAAAGACAUUCUGAAGGGCUUCUGAUGCAAUUUGCCAUGUGUUGCGUUGCGUUUGCUGCCAAGUGAUGCAGACACAUCCCACACCUUGUCUGCAUGUCUUCACUUGCGGUUCAACUUUCUAAAGGUUUCCUCCCUGCGUUUCAGCCAGGCAGCUGGUGACAAAGUAGCUCUAAUGGCUGAAGUAGAGGCAGCCGUCUUGUCAUUCAUUUGCUCCACAUGACGACUGCUAAAAAUACAUUUACCACGUUGAAGUCCAGCACCCUACGUCACUCACCACUUCUUUAGAAACGUAAAAGGUACAUGCAUAUGGCCAAGACACUGUAGUUCUCCAAAUAAAUCACAGGGCACAUUUGAUAAAAACAAUAAUGUCCUGUGGAUGUAACAUAAAAUUGUCUUUAGAAAUACUUAAUAGAUGUUUCUCUACAUUUGAGUACAGUACAGUACCUACUUUGAGUCAUACAGUAACUAUCAAUUAGGCACACAUAUACCAAAAAAAUACUUGGGGUGCAUUGACUCUUAAUUCAUACUGUUUCUUCUGUUUGAUGUACAGUAAUUACACAAUAGAUUGCUACAGUAUGCCUACAGUGUAACCAAGGCACAUAACCUGCUCUUGCCUCUAUAUAACUAUACAGUUGUCAAAAACCUUAUUUCACUUUUGCAUGUAAGUUGCCAUCACACAAACUGCCACACCUAUUAAUGCAGAUUCAAAUGUCUUAUAAACAAUAAUUUGUACAUAAUACUAUGUACAGUAUUGUUCAUUCACUAUAUAUGCAAGGCAUAUGUUUUACAUUUUUGCACCCGUCAUUGUCCCAAGAUUUAAUAAAACACGUCAGAGUACCAACUGUGUGAUGCAAAAAUACAAUAUUACAAGGUAUACAUACAGUAUCUGUGUAUCACAUUUGUAUUGUGUAUCAAAAGUGUAGUGUUCUACAACACAGUAGGUGUUAUUGUGUUGAAACUGUGGUUUAGUGCAAGGUUGUCAUGUUGAGUAGAACUACAAGGGCUGACCUUUUACUUAAAAAGCCACAGUUGCCACACAGACUGACAGCAUCAUCAUCUUUUGUUCAGGAGACAGGAAUCAACUCAGUAACCAGUAAUCACCAGAAUGUAAACUGUAACAAGUCGGCCCUUUUGUUACUGUAUUCUAUGUGCACAAAUUCAACGCUGCAAAAUGGGUUUUGGAGUGCCUGGUAGAUUGCACUUGUACAUGACAAAAGUUUGCAUGGACUGUUUUGUUAGGCAAGUAUUUUUGUUAAACAUGAAGGCCAUGAUGCCCAACAAUAAAAGUCCUUUAUGUAGUAAAAUAAAGUGCAGUACAAGCUCUGUGAAAUGGGGGAAAAAAUGGGGGGAAAUAUUAUUGACUAGUCACCAUGAUACAUGACAAUAUGCUAAUGUUUAUUUGUUUGACUCACUGCCAGACAAAUUCAAAUCAAAUGUUAUAAUCAUUAUCUGUUCAAAUGUCCCUUUACUGUGUCUAGUAUAUGCCUGUAUGAGGCUAUAGUUCUAUGUAGUUGACAUUUGUUGUAUUCAUGUGGGUUUAACGGUUGGAGUGUAACACCAACAAUUCUUAUUAAAUGGACAAUUGUACUGGUGACCUGGACUGUACAUUGAGGUUGAAGAUGCCUGAUUAUAAAUGUGUAUGGGAAAGGAUUUACAUCUGUGGUCAGUAGAUCAUUUUGAACACAGAAACAGAUUUUUUAUAAAUGGAAACUUGUCAAAAUGUGCAAGUUGUAAAAAGGUAAACGCCAUUGUAAAGUACACACCUACAGUGCAAACAUAUUUCCAAUAAAUCAAUUUCUC
This is a messenger RNA of Hypomesus transpacificus, 4910 nucleotides long. It is a transcript of the gene shisa9b, whose product is annotated as shisa family member 9b. NCBI's taxonomy places the organism in Eukaryota, Metazoa, Chordata, Actinopteri, Osmeriformes, Osmeridae. The coding region runs from base 228 to 1457 and encodes 409 amino acids. Gene Ontology annotation, biological process: regulation of short-term neuronal synaptic plasticity; regulation of AMPA receptor activity. The record is from RefSeq and is a predicted model, not a curated record. Gene Ontology annotation, cellular component: AMPA glutamate receptor complex; postsynaptic density; dendritic spine membrane. The transcript is spliced from 4 exons.